Pelmatolapia mariae (spotted tilapia) is the source of this 2787-nucleotide messenger RNA. It is a transcript of the gene ddx51, whose product is annotated as DEAD (Asp-Glu-Ala-Asp) box polypeptide 51. NCBI's taxonomy places the organism in Eukaryota, Metazoa, Chordata, Actinopteri, Cichliformes, Cichlidae. The record is from RefSeq and is a predicted model, not a curated record. The transcript has 16 exons. Gene Ontology annotation, cellular component: nucleus. Gene Ontology annotation, molecular function: ATP binding; nucleic acid binding. The coding region runs from base 110 to 1975 and encodes 621 amino acids.
ACCACGCGAGAGAGUGGAGGUGUUUUGGGUUCGGUGGAUGCAGGGUUUGUCACGUUUGGAAACCCUUGGAUGGGAGAUCUGAUAAAGUUCGCGUUGUUCUGCCGCUAACAUGUCUCUGUUUCUCGUGAAUAGGUAUCUGGGAGAGGAGGAAGAUGGGAGUGUGUCAAAAGAGACUCUGUCAAAGGCAUUACUGGCUAAACUGCAGAAGAAGGCUAAAGAAAAGCAGAAACGUCAUUCAGCUGAGCAGAGAGAACACCUCCAUGAACACCCAGCAGAGCAGGUGGAUGCCCAAAAGAAAAGAAAGGCUGACGAAGAUGGUGGACUAGAGCCUCAGCAGCACAAGAAGAGGCACUCAGAAACAGUAGCUUCAUGUAGUGUAGAGCCUGUUGAAGAGACAAAUAUACAACACCAGGAGGAGAUCCAGUCAGAUAUUUCGCCAGAAUCUACCACAGACACUCUGCCUGGGUUCACACUGGUAGGAGGAUUUGAGAGCAAACCUGUCCCAAAGGUGGACAGAGUUCUGCCCCAGUGGCUUGCUGAGCCUCAUGUCAUUCACACAGACAUUAAAAACAACCUAAUCUCCAUCUCUGAUGUCCCAGGGCUAUGUGCUCAGCUCCUGAAAAACCUGCACAGUAAUGGAAUCCAGCACUUCUUUCCAGUGCAGGCAGAGGUGAUUCCAGCUAUCCUGGAGAGCGCCCAGCAGGGCCUGCUGAUUGGGCGAGGGGGCUAUAAGCCCAGAGACAUCUGUGUGUCUGCACCAACAGGCAGCGGCAAGACUCUGUCAUUUGUCAUCCCCAUCAUACAGGUGCUGAUGGACAGGGUGGUGUGUGAAGUCCGGGCUUUAGCCGUGUUGCCGACCAAAGAGCUUGCCCAGCAGGUUCACAGGGUGUUUGCAUCGUACGCCGAGGGAACCACGCUCAAAGUGGUGAUGCUGGCAGGUCAGAAGUCCUUUGCUGCAGAACAGGCAUCGCUGUCAGAACACAGGUGGAACAUGAGGCGUAGUCUAGCAGACAUUGUUGUGGCUACUCCAGGACGACUCAUUGACCACAUGACCAAGAAUUCAGGCUUAUGUUUGGAACAUCUGCGGUUUCUGGUGAUCGAUGAGGCGGACAGGAUGAUCGACAGCAUGCACCAGUCCUGGCUCAGUCAGGUGAUGGGAGCAGUGUACCGAUCCAGAGGUGAACCCGAGUCGGUGUUUAGAAGGACAGAAGCAGCGUGCAUCACAUCAGCCAGUCUGUCUCCACCUCAGACGCCGCUGCAGAAGCUGCUGUUCUCCGCCACACUCACACAGAACCCAGAGAAACUGCAGCAGCUGGGCCUUCACCAGCCCCGACUCUUCAGCUCCACCUACGGCCACGCCGACAGCGCUGCAGCCUCGCCAACCCAUGGGCAUGACCGCUUCAACUUCCCCCAGGGUCUGACGGAGUACUACGUUCCCUGCACCAUGAGCAGUAAGCCCCUCCUACUCCUCCACUUCAUCCUGCGGAUGAAGCUCCACCCAGUCCUCUGUUUCACCAAUUCCAGAGAGACUGCGCACAGGCUUCACCUGCUGCUGCAGCUCUUUGGUGGAGUCCAGGCUGCCGAGUUCUCCUCUCAACUCUCCCCAGGUGACAGGAAGAAGACCCUGAAGGAAUUUGAACAGGGAAAGAUCCAACUGUUGAUCAGCACAGACGCGGUGGCCAGAGGCAUCGACAUCAGCGGGGUCAAAUGUGUGGUUAACUAUGAUGCACCCCAGUACAUCAGAACAUACAUUCACAGAGUUGGAAGAACAGCGAGAGCGGGAAAAACAGGCCUGGCCUUUACCUUUCUGCUCAGAGUGCAGGAGAAAAACUUCCUGCAGAUGGUGGUGAAAGCAGGAAGCCCUGGGAUUCAGAAGCAGGUGGUUAAACCGGAGAACCUGAGGAGCAUGGAAGGCCAAUAUGAAAAGGCACUGCAGAAGCUGGCUGAUGUCAUCAAGGAGGAGAGAGCCAGCUGAUGUCUGGCCAUGAUGCUGGCUUCACACACGUCAGGACUUUUACUGCGGCGCAUUUCAUCCACAGAAUGGCAUCACGCCUCGCUGUCUCAUGAGCACUCUUCAUGCUUGAGCCAUGUAGUCUUCUGGAAAUCCAUAAACACAUGCUGACUUUGAAGAGAAACAGGAAUUAUAAGGCGAUAAAACAUGCACCAUUUCAAGAGUUUGCCAAGAGAACUGAAAGCCGUGAGACGUGGCUCGUUAGUCUGCUGUAUAUCAGACCACACCUGGAAAAAAACCUUCAGAAAUCUGAGCAGGAGGAGGAUGGAUCAGGGUGCUGUUCUCAGCAUUUGCAGUUUACCAACAUGUGACACUGUUCUACCAAAAGAGCUGCUUCAGUUACAUGCAUCGUAGGUCAAAGCUGGCUGGGAGCUGCUAAUAUAUUCUUCAAAUAUAAUCCUGUCGAUUUACUGACAGACCCACAAAUCUUAUCCUCAUGUAACAUCCACGUGCACUGGUAGAUGGCACUGUGUGCAUUGGAACACAUUAAAUGUAGAUAAGUGCCAUUAUACUUCCUGUAAAGGUUGAUCUCAUUCAGUUUCAAUGUGGCUGAAAUUCUCUCUUAAUGCUUUUCAAGCUCAGUGCUCUUUCACAGAAUAUAAAUAUGAACUCGAGCUCUCUUUGCUCUUUUUAUACAAAUCAACAGAUUUAAACGCCCCUUUUCACAAGUAUAAUAUACUAAUAAAAGGGAAACGGCUGAAAUUCAGAAGUGUCAUUUGUAAUUUUGGGUAAUUAUCCAGUUUUCCAUAAUGUUCAAUAAAACAAAAUGAAUCAUC